Molecule: messenger RNA, 953 nt
Organism: Magallana angulata
Lineage: Eukaryota; Metazoa; Mollusca; Bivalvia; Ostreida; Ostreidae
Product: shematrin-like protein 2
Exons: 3
Coding region: 67-882 (271 amino acids)
Source: RefSeq, a predicted model, not a curated record
CUUGAAUAAAACAUUGCCUGAAACAUUUUCAAGGUGAAAGCUGACUGUGAAGAUACCAGCUCCAUCAUGCUGAGAAUAAUCGCUUUUGUUUGUUGUACUGUCUCUGUGUUAGCAGACGGUUACUAUGAUUACUCCACUUAUGGUAAAGGGGACUACUAUCCUCCAAAAUGGUAUGGUCGAGUCUACGAUUUUGGUAAUAUUGGAGGGGGAAUAAAUGGAAUCUCAGUAGGAAGUAUUGGAGGUGGAAUAAAUGGAAUCUCAGUAGGUAGUGGAAUUGGCGGAGGCAUAGGUGGUAUCUCAGUAGGAGGUGGAUUGGGUGGAGGCAUUAGCGGCAUCUCUGUUGGAAGUGGAUUGGGUGGCAUUUCUUUCGGAACCGGCUUAGGAGGAAAUCUUUUCGGAGGAUUCAACUCCGGUUUAUUUGGAAUUGGAGAAGGAUCAGCUGCCGCGUCCGCCGCUGGAAACGCGGCCGCUGCGGCAGCUGCUGCAGCCGCCGGACGUGAUGCCGCCGCUGCUGCUGCUGCUGCAAUUGGCCAGAAUGCCGCCGCCGCUGCUGCUGCUGCUACCGCUGGACAAAAUGCCGCCGCCGCUGCUGCUGCUGCUGCUUCUACAGGAUUGAGUUUCCCAUUGUUCUACAACACCUUCCCGUUCAGUAGUCAAUACUUGUACAGCAACCCAUCUUAUUACUAUGGGCUACCAAAUUUCAACUAUGGUUUUCCCUCUUAUUACUACGGUUCCUACCAACCUUUUGGAUUCGGUGGAUCUGCUGCCGCUAGCGCUGCUGCCGCUGGAGCUUCCGCUGCUUCUGCUGGAGCCUCCGCUGGAGGAAUAGGAGGAGGAAUAUUUCUUGGAUUCCCUGUCAGAUCUUCCAAGAAGGUAUAUUAAACAGGAAUACUUUGAUGGAUAUUGCGAAUGCAAUUUGGUUUUUAUAGAAAAUAAAUUAGCAUGAUCAAAAC